This is a messenger RNA of Felis catus (domestic cat), 8889 nucleotides long. RefSeq names its product disco interacting protein 2 homolog B (gene DIP2B). The transcript is spliced from 38 exons. The coding region runs from base 264 to 5009 and encodes 1581 amino acids. NCBI's taxonomy places the organism in Eukaryota, Metazoa, Chordata, Mammalia, Carnivora, Felidae. The record is from RefSeq and is a predicted model, not a curated record.
AGAUUUUGGUUUGGGUGACCAGGGGAAUGAUGGUGUUACAUAUAGAGACAGCUGAGGUGCCGGUUUGGAAAGAAGGUGGUGUAAUCUUGGACAAGAUUGAAUCUGUGGCACUGUCAGAACAUUCAGGCAGACUACUCAGUAGGCAGUUAGCAGUGAUGACUUAUGUCCUGGGGCAGUUGAAGGAUUUGGGCAUCAUCUACAGGAGGCUCAUCAGGGUGAAUCAGAUCUUUGAAAGGGAAAGUAAAAAAUGAAGGUAAUGGGGAAUGCUGCCCAUAUUUAGGAAACUCCAGGAUAAAGAAGAGUCCUCCAGAGUGCCAGGAAUGAUGACAGAAGUAGGAGAUGGACUGGGGUAUGCGGUACCAUGCUUUUAUGGAGGGGACAUCACACAGAAGGGAUACGAAAAGAAAAGGUCAAAACUCCUGUCUCCCUACAUCCCACAGACACAAGAAACUGAGUCAGCAGUACAGAAAGAACAUAGAAACCAGACACCUGCUCCAUCCGCAGCUCAAACUUCUGCUCCUUCUAAGUACCACCGAACGCGAUCUGGGGGAGCCAGGGAUGAACGAUACCGAUCAGAUAUCCAUACAGAAGCAGUUCAAGCCGCACUGGCAAAGCAUAAAGAACAGAAAAUGGCUUUGCCUAUGCCAACCAAAAGGCGGUCCACAUUCGUCCAGUCUCCUGCAGAUGCCUGCACACCUCCUGACACGUCUUCGGCCUCUGAGGAUGAGGGCUCUCUGAGACGCCAAGCUGCGCUCUCUGCUGCCUUGCAACAGAGCUUACAGAAUGCUGAGUCCUGGAUCAACCGUUCAAUUCAGGGAUCGUCCACUUCUUCAUCCGCAUCUUCUACGCUGUCCCAUGGAGAGGUCAAAGGAACCAGUGGGUCUCUAGCUGAUGUAUUUGCCAAUACCCGAAUAGAGAAUCUCUCUGCUCCCCCUGAUGUCACUACAACUACCUCUUCUUCAUCAUCAUCUUCCUCAAUGCGCCCAGCAAAUAUUGAUCUGCCCCCUUCGGGGAUAGUCAAAGGCAUGCACAAAGGAUCCAACAGGUCCAGCCUUAUGGAUACAGCUGAUGGUGUUCCUGUCAGUAGCAGAGUAUCCACAAAAAUCCAGCAGCUUCUCAACACUCUCAAACGACCCAAAAGGCCUCCCUUAAAGGAAUUUUUUGUGGAUGACUCUGAAGAAAUUGUGGAAGGUAUACCUCAGCCAGACCCCAACCAGCCCAAGCCUGAGGGUCGGCAGAUGACCCCCGUGAAGGGGGAGCCAUUAGGAGUCAUCUGUAACUGGCCUCCUGCUCUUGAGUCGGCCCUACAGCGCUGGGGCACCACUCAAGCAAAAUGCCCGUGUCUGACCGCACUGGACGUGACGGGGAAACCAGUUUACACUCUUACGUAUGGAAAGUUGUGGAGCAGAAGUUUAAAGUUGGCCUACACACUGCUUAAUAAACUGGGGACCAAAAAUGAACCUGUAUUAAAACCUGGAGACAGGGUAGCCCUGGUUUACCCCAACAAUGAUCCAGUCAUGUUUAUGGUGGCUUUUUAUGGAUGUCUCCUGGCAGAAGUGAUUCCAGUGCCUAUAGAGGUACCUCUUACCAGAAAGGAUGCCGGAGGUCAGCAGAUUGGCUUCUUGCUAGGAAGCUGUGGUAUCGCCUUAGCUCUGACCAGUGAAGUUUGUCUAAAGGGGCUGCCAAAAACCCAGAAUGGAGAAAUUGUACAGUUUAAAGGUUGGCCCCGGCUCAAAUGGGUCGUAACAGAUUCCAAGUACCUUUCAAAGCCACCUAAAGACUGGCAGCCCCACAUCUCACCUGCCGGUACAGAACCAGCAUACAUUGAGUAUAAAACAAGCAAAGAAGGGAGUGUGAUGGGAGUUACAGUAUCCCGCCUUGCGAUGUUGUCUCACUGCCAAGCUGUGUCCCAGGCCUGCAAUUAUUCUGAAGGGGAGACAGUGGUAAAUGUUUUAGACUUUAAGAAGGAUGCCGGGCUAUGGCAUGGCAUGUUUGCGAAUGUAAUGAACAAGAUGCAUACAAUUAGUGUACCCUACUCUGUUAUGAAGACUUGCCCGCUCUCUUGGGUCCAGAGAGUACAUGCCCACAAAGCCAAAGUAGCUUUAGUAAAAUGUCGAGACUUGCAUUGGGCUAUGAUGGCACAUCGGGACCAAAGAGAUGUCAGCUUGAGUUCCCUCCGGAUGUUAAUUGUAACUGAUGGAGCUAAUCCCUGGUCUGUGUCAUCCUGUGAUGCCUUCCUGAGUCUAUUCCAAAGCCAUGGACUGAAACCUGAGGCCAUCUGUCCAUGUGCUACUUCUGCUGAAGCCAUGACUGUCGCAAUCCGCAGGCCUGGAGUUCCAGGGGCCCCUUUGCCAGGAAGAGCUAUUCUCUCAAUGAAUGGAUUGAGCUAUGGAGUAAUACGGGUCAAUACUGAAGAUAAAAAUUCAGCACUGACGGUCCAGGAUGUGGGCCAUGUAAUGCCUGGUGGGAUGAUGUGCAUUGUGAGACCUGACGGACCUCCCCAACUCUGCAAAACAGAUGAAAUUGGAGAAAUCUGUGUCAGCUCUAGAACAGGAGGCAUGAUGUACUUUGGGCUUGCUGGUGUGACAAAAAAUACAUUUGAGGUAAUUCCAGUCAAUUCUGCAGGCUCUCCUGUUGGGGACGUCCCCUUCAUCCGGUCAGGAUUACUGGGGUUUGUAGGGCCGGGCAGUUUGGUGUUCGUGGUUGGAAAAAUGGAUGGGUUACUGAUGGUUAGUGGUCGAAGACAUAAUGCUGAUGACAUUGUUGCUACUGGAUUGGCUGUUGAAUCAAUAAAGACUGUUUAUAGAGGAAGAAUUGCUGUGUUUUCUGUGUCUGUAUUUUAUGAUGAGCGCAUCGUGGUGGUUGCGGAACAAAGACCCGACGCCUCAGAGGAAGACAGUUUCCAGUGGAUGAGCCGUGUGCUGCAGGCAAUCGAUAGCAUUCAUCAAGUGGGGGUUUAUUGUCUCGCUCUGGUGCCUGCCAAUACAUUGCCAAAAACUCCACUGGGAGGGAUCCAUAUAUCUCAGACGAAACAGCUCUUUCUGGAGGGAUCUCUACAUCCUUGCAAUAUCCUCAUGUGCCCACAUACAUGUGUGACCAAUUUGCCAAAACCCCGGCAAAAGCAACCAGGUGUAGGCCCUGCUUCUGUGAUGGUUGGGAAUCUGGUUGCUGGAAAACGCAUAGCACAAGCUGCAGGAAGGGAUCUUGGGCAAAUUGAAGAGAAUGACUUAGUGAGGAAGCACCAAUUUCUGGCCGAGAUUUUACAGUGGCGAGCCCAGGCAACCCCUGACCAUGUACUCUUCAUGCUGUUAAAUGCCAAGGGAACUACAGUGUGCACAGCCAGUUGCCUUCAGCUUCACAAGCGAGCAGAGAGGAUUGCGUCAGUUCUUGGUGAUAAGGGGCAUCUCAAUGCAGGAGACAACGUGGUGUUGCUCUAUCCACCUGGCAUCGAGCUAAUAGCUGCGUUCUAUGGUUGCCUGUAUGCGGGGUGCAUACCUGUGACUGUCCGGCCUCCUCACGCUCAGAACCUUACUGCCACGUUGCCCACUGUCCGCAUGAUUGUUGAUGUCAGCAAAGCAGCCUGCAUUCUCACCACGCAGACCUUAAUGAGGUUAUUGAGGUCCCGAGAGGCAGCAGCAGCUGUGGACGUGAAAACGUGGCCAACCAUCAUUGACACAGAUGACUUACCCAGGAAAAGGUUACCUCAGCUGUAUAAACCACCCACUCCUGAGAUGUUGGCAUAUCUUGAUUUUAGUGUGUCCACAACCGGCAUGCUUACAGGAGUGAAGAUGUCCCACUCUGCAGUCAAUGCUCUUUGUAGAGCCGUCAAGCUCCAGUGUGAGUUGUAUUCUUCUCGGCAGAUCGCCAUCUGCCUUGACCCUUACUGUGGACUUGGCUUUGCACUCUGGUGUCUCUGCAGUGUCUAUUCAGGUCACCAGUCCAUCUUAAUUCCUCCUAUGGAGUUAGAAAACAACCUUUUCCUCUGGCUCUCCACUGUCAACCAGUACAAAAUAAGGGACACUUUCUGCUCCUAUUCAGUAAUGGAGCUCUGCACCAAAGGGCUUGGAAACCAAGUGGAGGUGCUAAAGACCAGAGGAAUCAACCUCUCCUGCAUCCGAACGUGUGUGGUUGUGGCCGAGGAGCGGCCCCGCAUUGCCCUCCAGCAGUCCUUCUCCAAGCUCUUCAAAGACAUUGGUCUGUCCCCUCGGGCUGUCAGCACCACUUUCGGAUCAAGAGUCAAUGUAGCGAUAUGUUUACAGGGAACCUCAGGGCCUGAUCCAACUACUGUAUAUGUAGAUCUGAAAUCAUUGAGACAUGACAGGGUUCGUCUUGUGGAAAGGGGUGCCCCUCAGAGUUUACUCCUCUCAGAGUCUGGAAAGAUUUUACCUGGAGUGAAAGUGGUUAUUGUUAAUCCUGAGACCAAAGGGCCUGUAGGAGACUCUCACCUUGGAGAGAUUUGGGUGAACAGUCCCCACACAGCCAGUGGCUAUUACACCAUCUAUGAUAGUGAGACUCUUCAAGCCGAUCAUUUCAACACUCGCCUCAGUUUUGGGGAUGCUGCGCAGACACUCUGGGCUCGGACAGGAUACCUUGGUUUUGUCCGCCGGACCGAGCUCACAGCAGCCACUGGAGAGCGUCAUGAUGCAUUAUAUGUGGUGGGAGCUCUGGACGAAACGCUGGAGCUGAGAGGAUUACGAUACCACCCGAUCGAUAUUGAGACCUCAGUGUCCCGGAUCCACAGGAGCAUUGCCGAAUGUGCCGUGUUCACGUGGACCAACUUGCUCGUGGUGGUCGUAGAACUGUGUGGCUCUGAACAGGAAGCCCUAGAUCUGGUUCCUUUAGUGACAAAUGUGGUCCUGGAAGAGCAUUACCUCAUCGUUGGCGUCGUGGUUGUGGUGGACCCAGGUGUUAUCCCCAUCAACUCCAGAGGAGAGAAGCAGAGGAUGCACCUCCGGGACAGCUUCCUGGCUGACCAGUUAGACCCCAUCUACGUGGCUUAUAACAUGUAACCCGCCUUGUGGGGCUUGCAGGGGGCCGUCCUGAAAAACCACAAGGACCAAAGACCGGCGACUAGGAGCAAGCUUUCAAAUGAUGUGAAAUAAGCUGAGAUGGUUACAUUAUACCCUUCAUCUCAUCCUGUGGGAUUCCACAGUCACAGGACACACAGGCAAAGGCAGUUGUGUGGUAGCAAAUGAAAAAAAUGUUAACAGCCCAUUAGUCAUGAGCUUUGACAUAGCGUGAGCAGCACGUUACUAAAGCAAUUACAUGCAUGUUGCAUUUUUUUCAUCUGUUGUAAAUACUUGUAUUUUUAUCUAAUGCUGUUUUAGAAUUUUGUAAGGGAGUUUAAUGAAUUCACACGAAGGGGGUAGUCGGAGUUCCACAGCUCCCCGCUCUGUACUGUAUUCUGCUGUUUUACCGUAGCUGGACGUUCUGCGGGUUUUGUUAACACGGAUACUCAGCUUACUUUCCGCUGACCCAUAAGCAAAUCAGAUAUAACCCACUGAAUAUGAGAGUUACUCUAUAUAUAUACUUCUUGACAGGAAAACAUUUUGACCAGUGUUUUAAACAUGUAAAUAAGAAGACACAAUUCAGCUAAAAAACUGACACAUUGGCUUGUAUAGUCCUAACAACUAAAGUAGAAACAUUUCUCCUUGGAGAGCAUCUCAGUGUUCUCUUAAUGCAGUGUAAUUGAAUAGGUAACUAAAAAGUGCAAAUCGAUCACAGGUUUUGCUGCACAUUGUACUAUGUCUCUGUUGGCUGAUGUGUUUUAUAAACUAAAGCUGCCUCUGUUUGUUUUCAAAGCUUGCAUUCCCAGAAUCGGCUUAAGCUUUUAAGAACUCAACCUGUUCCUACAAGCUGAAAAUCUCAGUUUAAAAAUCAAAAUGUUAAUGAAAAGGCUAAGCUUCAUUAGAUCCCACCCUAUGCUAAGGAACCACGAUAACUCACUGUGGCCCCCAGUGUUGAAACUGUGUUUCAAAUUUCGAGUGACGAUGUAAGAAUUUAGGAUUUCCUCUUUUUCCAGGCCCAUUGUCAACUGCGUCUACAGUUUAUACAUAUAGCUUCUCUUUUCUGAAAACUGAAAAGCGUCCUCUGUUCUUCCAGUUCAUGAGGGCAGGGAUUUUAGGAACAAGAAUGACAGGCUGGGAAGGCACUGGGAUCGACAGUCACGUGAAACCGCAAAGGCGACAUAACUCCGUAUCUCAAAACUGACUGAUUCGGGUUGCCAAGAUAGCUAGGCUUACGCUGAAAUAGGGGAAGUCUGAUGUGUGCAAGAAACUCUUUUGAAAUAACUGUGGUGCCCAGGCCAAGUGGACUGAGCAUGGGACUGAAUUUGGCCUCUGGCUCGGUUUCCUUUCUUUGGUCUGAUACUUCAUGUAUUUGAAUAUAGUUGAAUUUUAUUAUUUUUUUCUUACAGAAAUAUUUUUAAGAAUUUAAAAAAAAAAAGCUCCAAGUGAACAGAGUUAACUUGUUAAAUCAGAAUGGUUCUCUUUGACCCACUCUGGUCUAUUGUGUAAAUAUUUAUUUAGACUAUUUUAAUAAUACAUAUUAUUUACCCCACUGUAACAUCAUGUAAACUAAAUAUGUUUUUAAACAAUUUUUAAGACUUGUAAUUACCCUGAAAAUAAGGUUUAUAAUGCAAAGCCCAGACCCUUCACCAUGGUGGCACUCCCAGGGGCUGCCCUCAGUCUCGUGGCUCAAAGCCACUUUCUUGCCUCCCUUUUACACAAGCCUCUUUUCCUCCCAGUUCUUUCUCCACUGAGGGCAGACCCCAAGGCAUGUUCCAGUUCCAGAUCUCUUUUUUGACAUUUUGGAUGAAAUUAGUUUACACAUGACGGAAGAGGUUCUAAGAUGUACAAAAAAAAGCACUUACGCUGGGACAAGAAAGCCCAGUAGACUAGCUACGGUUCGGUUUGCGGAAAAAAACAGCUCGCUUAUUUGGAAAGUAAUUUUCACCUAAAGUAGUUUUCAGUAACUCACUAAACAAAGCAGGGGAUUUCUGAAGAUUAAAGAGUUCUAUCUCCAUAAUCCACAAGUUCUAAGAGAAAAAUAGGCAGAGUAUUAUCCUUUGGGUUGCUGUGAAAAUUGUCACUAUACAACUGUGGGUGUCUGCUAGAAUUAUAAUGGGAGCCACAUCUGUCAUUUUAAAUGUUCUAGUAAUCACGUUUUAAAAAGUAAAAGAAACCAGCGAAAUUGAUUUUAAUAUAUUUUUGUAACCCGGUAUAUCAAAAAUAGUAUAAUCUCCAUGUGGAAUCAGGAUGAAAAGUGAGAUAUUUUAUUUUCUUUGUUUCCUAUUAAGUCUUUGAAAUCCAGUGUGUAUUAAGCACAUUUCAAUUCGGACUACCCAUACUUCCAGUUUUCGGUAGCCACAUGCGGCCAGUGGCUACGAUAUUGGACAGAAGUGCUCUGUACUCAUUCUUUCAAAUAAGAUACUCCAUUCCUCUCAGAGUAUGGUCAACUCCCAGUUACUUAGGAUCUGAUUAUCUGGAUUUGUAGUUCCUCAGACCUCUGCUUUAUCUCUAGUUUUUGCUCUCUGCCUCGUGGCUGCUUUAUUGAUCUUUUGCCUAUCCCUCAAAGCCAGAAUAUGCUAGUGGAAGAAAGAAAGCUGAGCUGUGUCUUUGGGAACUUCAUUAGUAACUGUGGUGAAGUGUCCUCUGGAAGGGGAAGAGAGUCCAGUCAUUAGCCUAGAGGUGUUUGUGGGGUCAUCUGCAGAUUUAAUGCCUGGUCUGUUACAGACUUGAAUAAGAAAACUCCCUCUUGAAGACGCAAUGCUUGUGCUCUUUCCACGUCAAGUAGAACCUUUGGGGUAGAAGGUCUUAGGACAGACCCAAAAGGCCAUUAUUGAUAGAAACAGCCUAGCCAAAACUCUGGAACACAUUCUGUCUGGGUGUUUACGCCUGUGAAAAAGAAAACUAGAUUAAUAGCAAGGCCCCAUUCCAGUUAAGAGAAAUCCAUUCAUCUUAAAGCCUUUGAACCUCUUUCUGCCUCUCAGCAGAAGUAAUUGAGGUAGAUCAGGAAGGGGCUGCCUCAGGAAAAUUCCUAAGCCCAAGGGAUUCUUAGAGCUGCACAAAUGUCAUCUCCUGCAUCAGUGAGACCCUGGGAAUGACCGGCAUGCCAGCGGGCAUCAGUGUGAAUCCACAGCCUUUAUUUACUUCCUGCCUCACAAAGGGCCCCGGUCCAGACCGCCACAACCACCAAGUCCUUUCCUCCUGAAGUUGUGCUGCCUCGGGCUGUUUAGGGACCAUUGCCUGUCUGUUGGUAAUCCGAGUGUUUCUCCUGUCUUUAGUCCCUGAGCAGUGCUUGCUUAAUGCUUUUGUUGAAUCAACAAAGGGCCUGAGGCCUUAGGUUUUUUGUUAAGGUCUCUGCCCCAGGCAUGGUGCUCAAUAUCUUGGCCAAAUAAAUUACUUUCCUUGAAUACGCAGCAAUCUUUUAGACUAAAGCAAUGAGGAGUUAUCACCUCACCCUCAAACUCCAACAUGACCUAUGCCUUAGUGUUGUUGUUUUCGUUGUCUGCUCUGAUGUAAAAGCAAGAGUAUUUGGAGCAAGAAGCUGCACUACUCCAGAUACACAACAGGCCUUUUCUUUAUCAUUCAUAAUAACAUUUCCGGUUUAGGUAUAUGUAGAUGGGCCAUGUUAUUUGUCCACAGGAAGAGAGUGUAAAGAUAUGAGAAUAAUUUUUUAGUCCUAAAUGAUGUUUUGUUUACUUUCUGUCAAGGUAUUUACCAGUGUCAAAUUCAAACUAUAGUACUGUGUAAUUAUGUAUAAAGUUUUUUUAUUUAUUUGAAAUUAGACUAGAUAUACAUUUUUAAAUUUAACAUCUGGCUGGACAGUGUUCUAUUAACUCAUUGAAUGUGUUUCCUUUGUCUUGUGUUAAUAAAUAUUGAUGCCUGA